Phyllostomus discolor (pale spear-nosed bat) is the source of this 3081-nucleotide messenger RNA. RefSeq names its product TANK binding kinase 1 (gene TBK1). Gene Ontology annotation, biological process: peptidyl-serine phosphorylation. Gene Ontology annotation, cellular component: cytoplasm. The record is from RefSeq and is a predicted model, not a curated record. Gene Ontology annotation, molecular function: protein serine/threonine kinase activity; ATP binding. NCBI's taxonomy places the organism in Eukaryota, Metazoa, Chordata, Mammalia, Chiroptera, Phyllostomidae.
AGCGUGCGACGACUGUCGACUGUCGGUCACGUGGCUCCCGAAUAGGACUCGGGAAGCCGGAAGUGCCCAGAGGCUCAACGAGGCCGCGGGAGCCGGCUGGCGGCGGUGCGAAGGCUAUCCCGCGCGUAUAACAAAGAGGAUCACCUAACCAAGCCGAGAUGCAGAGCACUUCUAAUCAUCUGUGGCUUUUAUCUGAUAUUUUAGGCCAAGGAGCUACUGCAAAUGUCUUUCGUGGAAGACACAAGAAAACUGGUGACUUAUUUGCUAUCAAAGUAUUUAAUAACAUAAGCUUCCUCCGUCCAGUAGAUGUUCAAAUGAGAGAAUUUGAAGUGUUAAAAAAACUCAAUCACAAAAAUAUUGUCAAAUUAUUUGCUAUUGAAGAGGAGACAACAACAAGACAUAAAGUACUUAUUAUGGAGUUUUGUCCAUGCGGAAGCCUAUACACUGUUUUAGAAGAGCCAUCUAAUGCCUAUGGACUACCAGAGUCUGAAUUUUUAAUUGUUUUGCGAGAUGUGGUGGGUGGCAUGAAUCAUCUCCGAGAGAAUGGCAUAGUGCAUCGCGAUAUCAAGCCAGGAAAUAUCAUGCGUGUUAUAGGGGAAGACGGACAGUCUGUGUACAAACUCACAGAUUUUGGUGCAGCUAGAGAAUUAGAAGAUGAUGAGCAGUUUGUUUCUUUAUAUGGCACAGAAGAAUAUUUGCAUCCUGAUAUGUAUGAGAGAGCAGUGCUGAGAAAAGAUCAUCAGAAGAAAUAUGGAGCAACAGUUGAUCUUUGGAGCAUUGGGGUAACUUUUUACCAUGCAGCCACUGGAUCACUACCAUUUAGACCAUUCGAAGGGCCACGUAGGAAUAAGGAAGUGAUGUAUAAAAUAAUUACUGGAAAGCCUUCUGGUGCAAUAUCUGGAGUACAGAAAGCAGAAAAUGGACCAAUCGACUGGAGUGCAGAAAUGCCUGUUUCUUGUAGUCUUUCUCGGGGUCUUCAAGUUCUACUUACCCCUGUUCUUGCAAACAUCCUUGAGGCAGAUCAGGAAAAGUGUUGGGGUUUUGACCAGUUUUUUGCAGAAACUAGUGAUAUACUUCACCGAAUGAUAAUUCAUGUUUUUUCGCUACAACAAAUGACAGCUCAUAAGAUUUAUAUUCAUAGCUAUAAUACUGCUACUGUAUUUCAUGACUUGGUGUAUAAACAAACCAAAAUUACUUCUUCAAAUCAAGAACUUAUAUAUGAAGGACGACGCUUAGUUCUAGAACCUGGGAGACUAGCACAGCAUUUCCCUAAAACUACUGAGGAAAACCCUAUCUUUGUAGUAAGCCGGGAACCUCUGAGUACCAUAGGAUUGAUAUAUGAAAAAAUUUCCCUCCCUAAAGUGCAGCCACGUUAUGAUUUAGAUGGAGAUGCUAGCAUGGCUAAGGCAAUAACAGGAGUUGUGUGUUACGCCUGUAGAAUUGCCAGUACCUUGCUGCUUUAUCAGGAAUUAAUGCGAAAGGGGAUGCGAUGGUUGAUAGAAUUAGUUAAAGAUGAUUAUAAGCAAACAGUGCACAAAAAGACAGAAGUUAUGAUCACAUUGAAUUUCUGCCUCAGAAAUAUUGAAAGAACUGUGAAACCAUAUGAAAAAUUGAUGAAAAUCAACCUAGAAGCAGAAGUAGCUGAAAUUUCAGACAUACGCACCAAAUUGUUGAGACUCUCCAGUUCUCAGGGAACAGUAGAAACCAGCCUUCAGGAUAUCGAAAGCAAAUUGUCUCCAGGCGGGCUGUUGUCGGAUACAUGGGCCCAUCAAGAAGGCACUCAUCCAAGAGACAGACAUGUAGAAAAGCUACAAGUCCUGUUAAAUUGCAUCACAGAGAUUUACUAUCAGUUCAAAAAAGACAAAGCAGAACGCAGACUAGCUUAUAAUGAAGAACAAAUCCACAAAUUUGAUAAGCAAAAACUGUAUUACCAUGCAACAAAAGCUAUGACCCACUUUACAGAUGAAUGUGUUAAAAAGUACGAGACAUUUUUGGAUAAAUCAGAAGAAUGGAUGAGAAAGAUGCUUCAUCUUAGGAAACAGUUAUCAUCCCUAACUAAACAGUGUUCUGAUAUUGGAGAAGAAAUAUCAAAGUAUCAAGACUAUACUAAUGAGUUACAGGAAACUUUGCCUCAGAAAAUGUUUGCAGCUUCCAGUGGAAUCAAACAUACGAUGGCUUCAAUUUAUCCAUGUUCUAACACAUUAGUAGAAAUGACUCUUGGUAUGAAGAAAUUAAAAGAAGAAAUGGAAGGGGUGGUUAAAGAACUUGCUGAAAAUAACCAUAUUUUAGAAAGGUUUGGCUCUUUAACCAUGGAUGGUGGCCUUCGCAAUGUUGACUGUCUUUAGCUUUCUAAGAAGUUUGAGAAAAGUUUCAGUUUGCACAAGAAAAUAAUGCUGAAGCAUUAAAUGUGAAUGCUUCUACAGGUUGUGUCUUGUUUCUACAAUUCAGUAUUGCUGUGGUCAUGUAAAUAUGUACAAUAUUGUAAAUACAUGAAAAUAUAUAUAAAUUUUUGGCUGCUGUUAAGAUGUAAUUUUACCUUUUAACAUUUAUAAUUAUAUGAGGACAUUUGACCUCAGUGAGCACUAGAAGAAAGCCAUGACUGCUGUGUGGGGACAUUGAUCGUCCACUCUUCUGCAUAAGGCUAAGUCAGAUGUGUCUGGCUGCCUGCUGGAAGCAUUUGUAAAUGGAACCAAAAUGGGCACCCUUACAAACCAGAAGACCGGUGGCCGACAUUUCUUAAGUGGUGGGACGGAGAGGCGGCUUCCGUGGCUGGGACGUGGAACCAAACUGCUGUUUUCACAAGGGUCACAAUAUUUUUGAGAAAGAAAGUGGCAUUAUUUUAUUUUACAGGGUGCCCAGGUCCCAGUUAUCUAAUCAUAUCUUUUUACUUUCAGAUAAAUUAUUGAGCAGAAUUUUUAAGUGAUUUCAUUAUUAAAAACUAUUUGUUUUUGUUUUGCCCAUGAAUUUUAAAUUGUGGUAAAAAAAUUAGGAUCAUUUCACCUGUUCUAAUCUGUAUAUUUCUUCUUUCGUUCUGCUUACUACUUGAACAAAUAUCAAUAAAUUUCUCAGUUUUAAUGUAAA